AAAUUAACUUUUCACUCUUCACUUUUGUAUUCUAGUGUGGAGUGGGAGUGGUUAAGAGUCAAAGGAAAGAGCAAAGAGGUAUUGGACUACAUUUCCGAUCAGAGUGAACUCGCAUUCGUUGAACCAGAUCCAAUAUCUAUCCACAAUGGGAGCUUCUGCUUCUCCCAGCUUGUGGCUUGCUCCAAACCCCAGCAAAAGAUGGGGCGAACUCUUCUUCCUUCUCUACACUCCCUUCUGGCUCACGCUCUGUCUCGGCAUUGUUGUUCCCUUCAACCUUUACGAGAACUUCACAGAAUUGGAGUAUUUGCUUCUUGGUUUGGUCUCUGCUGUUCCUUCUUUCGCAAUUCCAAUGCUGCUCGUUGGAAAGGCUGAUAGAGGCAUGUCAUGGAGCGACCGUUAUUGGGUCAAGGCCAGUCUCUGGAUUAUAAUCUUCAGUUACGUUGGGAAUUAUUUCUGGACACAUUACUUUUUCACAGUUCUUGGUGCAUCUUAUACCUUUCCAUCAUGGAAAAUGAACAAUGUACCACACACAACAUUCCUGCUCACUCAUGUUUGCUUCCUCUUUUAUCAUGUUGCAUCAAAUAUGACACUGCGCCGAUUGCGACAUUGUAUUGCUGAUUUGCCAGAAAAAAUUCGAUGGGCUACUGAAGCUGCAUGGAUUCUUGCUCUCGCAUAUUUUAUAGCAUACCUGGAGACAAUAGCUAUUUCCAAUUUCCCUUAUUACCAAUUCGUGGAUCGAGAGUCUAUGUACAAAGUUGGAUCUUUGUUUUAUGCCAUCUACUUUAUUGUAAGCUUCCCAAUGUUUCUGAGGAUUGAUGAGAAACCUGGCAAUAAAUGGGACUUGGCCAGAGUGGCUGUUGAUGCUUUGGGUGCUGCAAUGCUGGUCACGAUAAUACUCGAUUUGUGGCGCAUAUUUCUGGGGCCUAUUGUUCCGAUCCCAGACGCAAAACAGUGCCCUCAAGUAGGAUUGCCCUGGUUUUCAAGACAUGCCAAUCUGACAUGAGAACUUACAUGGAGGGAACUCGAAAGAUGGAAAGAGUAAUGAGUGCAAUCCAAAAAUGCUGAUUGCUGUUUUAUAGAGAAUCUGCUGAAAAAUCAAACUUGGUCAAUCUUUGUACGAAUGAAUGCCCUGCCGCACUGCCAAAUUUCUGGUCUGAUGGAUGUUGUGUUUCGUUGUGCUUUGAUGUUGUAUCAGGUAGUGAACACAUGUUACCAGUUAGUUGUGUCUACUUAAAUUAGCGAUGAUCCAAUUGCUUAGCCACUAACUUUUCUGCAUUUUGUUUUUCCCUAAGCUCGAGAUCAUGUUUUAUCUUUUUGUUCUCAUUUGUUGUGAGGAUUAAAUGUGGAGAAACAGAAACCGACCAGGAAAUUAGCUGAAAAUGAUUAUGAAAUUGAGUUUUGUGGUAGUAAA
Messenger RNA from Lotus japonicus, 1411 nucleotides. Its product is annotated as cycloeucalenol cycloisomerase. The transcript is spliced from 8 exons. Bases 146 to 1003 code for a protein of 285 amino acids. Gene Ontology annotation, molecular function: cycloeucalenol cycloisomerase activity. The record is from RefSeq and is a predicted model, not a curated record. Lineage: Eukaryota; Viridiplantae; Streptophyta; Magnoliopsida; Fabales; Fabaceae.